Molecule: messenger RNA, 1281 nt
Organism: Chenopodium quinoa (quinoa)
Lineage: Eukaryota; Viridiplantae; Streptophyta; Magnoliopsida; Caryophyllales; Amaranthaceae
Exons: 1
Coding region: 628-1155 (175 amino acids)
Source: RefSeq, a predicted model, not a curated record
UUUUGUCAUUAUAUUUUCUACUACCGAUUUUUCUCAGGUUCCCAUUAUUUACAAAAAUGCCAUCCUAUUUGCAAGUGAAAUAUAUAGGACCUAUGCGCCAAUACUUAUUCUAAAUUUUCCACUUGCUUUGUACCUUUUUCCACCUUCUCUCUCUAACUUUUGUCCAUAAUUGUACUUUUCACCUUUUUUUUUAAUGUAUUUCAUUCACUUUCCCCUCUCUAACUUUUAUUUAUAAUUAUACUUUGCACCUUUUUUUAUGUAUUUCAUCCAUUUUCUCCUUCAAUUUAAAUACUGUAAAAAACACAAACAAAAACUAUAUAUUGAAACGGAGGGAGUACCUAGUAAGUAGCACAUUCAUGUGACAGCGCCUAACAUAAAAAAGUAAAACGGGAUCUAAAAACGCGAAAAGUAAACAAGAGCGCCAACCUGGUGGUUAUAACGGCUACUUCCACAAACCCAUGAACCAACUCUUAACCGACCACCACACCUUUUCCAGCUUACCUUACUUUUCAGAUUCAGUCUUUUUCCUAUAUUUAUACCUUCAAGUCAAUUUCAUCAAUUUAUAAUCUGACUCUACUACUUUCCUCUAAUUAAAAGUCUCAUAACCCCCAAAAAUCAGAACAAAAAAUGCCUAAAAAAACAUCCUCUGUUCUUCAGAAAGUCUCAAGCUUUGUGAAAUUAGCAAAAUUGAGAAAUCCCAUUUCUUUUGAUGAAAUUUUCUUCAAGAAAAAAUCUGGGAAAUUCAAGUUUUAUAGGCAUUAUAAUUAUAGGUUUAUACAAGAAUAUCAAUUUUCUCCUUCAAAUGAUACUCCUCUGAUUUUUACCAAUAAAAAGGAGUAUUUUAGCAAUGUAAGGAGAAACAAGAAUGGUUUGCAGUCAAUGUUGUUUAUGUGUUUGUGUUUAGGAAAAUUUGGUGUUGAAGAAAGAGAUGAGGUUUACUCAUCAAUGGAGUUUCUUCCUCCUAUUGAAUAUGGAGUUACAAGUAGCCGCAGCGGCGAGGAGGAAGAGGAGGAGAUGCUGGAGAUCGGUGAUGGUGAAUAUGGUUUAUUGUCAUCAGUUGAUGAAAGAGCUGAGAAAUUUAUUGAGAAAUUUUAUGCACAAAUGAAAAUGCAAGGUCAAGAAUCUAGUAAUACUGUUAGUUUGUUGCUUCAGUGAUUAGAGGACUAGUUAUUGGGGGAGGGGAAUUAUAUUUUAUUGUAUUGUUUUAUGAUUUGUAUAACUUUUGAAGUGUGGGUUUUGAGGUCUUGGUAAAUUAAUUUAUUUUAUUCAUUAUUUUGGCAA